AUGGAUAUGCCGAUGCAAUGGGUCCAUAAAUCCGACAAGUCAAAAGGAAAACGAGAGCCGAGGGCAAUCCGGAGGCAACCGGGACUAGAACCUGACCACCACCCUGUCAUCAUUGCCUUUGGUGACCCUGAUCUAAAGCCUUCGGUGAAAAGUUUGGCUCCAGUUCCUGUGAAGGUCAGACAGGAACUCGCCAAAAAGGCGCUCGUAUUGUGCGUGAACGAGAACAAAACCAGCAAGAUUUGCAGCAACUGCGACUCGACCACGACGGAAUUCCGGGAUCCAAAUGACGAUGAGGAUACGAUUCCAUGGGGAUCGCCGACGUCGACGCUGAUGCUUAAAUGA
This is a messenger RNA of Radiomyces spectabilis, 342 nucleotides long. RefSeq lists its product as uncharacterized. NCBI's taxonomy places the organism in Eukaryota, Fungi, Mucoromycota, Mucoromycetes, Mucorales, Radiomycetaceae. The transcript is spliced from 4 exons. The coding region runs from base 1 to 342 and encodes 113 amino acids. The record is from RefSeq and is a predicted model, not a curated record.